Messenger RNA from Eucalyptus grandis, 1398 nucleotides. RefSeq names its product UPF0496 protein At3g19330. The record is from RefSeq and is a predicted model, not a curated record. NCBI's taxonomy places the organism in Eukaryota, Viridiplantae, Streptophyta, Magnoliopsida, Myrtales, Myrtaceae. Bases 119 to 1279 code for a protein of 386 amino acids. The transcript is spliced from 2 exons.
CCGAUGACUUUUUAUGGUUCCCUUCCUCAGUCCGAUUGACGGAUGAUGAUGAAGCACCGAAUCAGCGUAAUUGGGAAGGCAGUGCUUCAGCCCGGCGUAGCUCCUCCAUGCGCGCGGAAUGUUGCCGUGUCUCUCCGUCAAACGCUCUCCAUCUUCGCUGCCCAAUUCGCGUCCGGAGCAGGACCUCCAUUCCCAUCCGCCGCCGUCACCGGGGACUUCGCCAGGCGGGGCGUCAAGAUCGAGCCAGCCGGUCUCGCCCACUUUCGAUCUACGCCGGGAGUACACGCUCUCUCUUCAGACCAGUUCUUAUAACGAGAUUCGAUCCGCGAUUUACGUUGAAGAAUGCAGUCAGGAAGAGCAGGAAGUGGAUCUUCAAGAGCAAGACGGCAGCGGGUCGACCCAGGAGUGGGUGCUGCAUCGCGUUCUGCAACCGAACAGGGAAUCCGUGGGGGAGGCACUCAGGCACGCCAAGGACAAUAAGCUUACCCGAUUAGUCUCUUCAUACUUCGACCACAGCGAGAACACGUCCAAAUUCUGCCUUUUGCUUUGCCAAAGUGUGCGCCGCGCCCGCGACAUGUACUCUCCUCUUGUUGAGCUGCUCGAAGUGCUUCCUCUUGAUGCGGAUUCGUGUACUCAAUCACAGUGCAACACAGUUCAUGAAGUCUUUGUCCAAUUUGACUGCCUCGACAACCCCUUCGAUUCAGUCCGCUCCGAUGACUUCAGUGAAAUGCGUAGCUGCUUUUCAGAGCUCAAGCAACAGCUGCACCAUAGACUACUGAAGUCCAAAUCAAGAGUUAAAUUUGUUCGCCGUGCCAUUGCAGGGUCUGCGCUUUGUCUCAUCGGUACUGUAGUUGCUGCUGUUGCGUCUGCCAUUGGUGUCACGGCCCAUGCACUCAUUGCAUUUGUUAGUGCUCCAUGCUUGAUGGUGUAUCUUCCACGUGACAAAUUCUCAAAGAAAGAGCUUGCCAAUGCUGCUCAACUUGAUGCUGCUGCCAGGGGUUGUGUUCUCAGCCAUGACUUGGACACUAUUGAUCGCCUUGUCAAUCGUUUGCAUUCUGCUGUGGAGUAUGACAGAGAAUCGAUCCGGUUUGGAUUGGGGAGAGGCAAGGAUAAAAAUCUCGUACUAGGCGUGGUGAAAGAUCUCCGCAAGGACCAUGCUAAGUUCCUUGAUGGACUAAAGGAACUUGAGGAUCGCAUAUGCCUAUUAUUCAACAUGGUCAACCGGGCCAGAAAACUUCUCCUUGAAGAGAUUACCUCCCAUAGUUCUAUUGUUUCUUGAGCAUUUACUUACAUGAUAUGAGCAAGUACUAAUUGGAUUGUAGAGCGAGUACUAAUUGGAUUGUACAUUCGUACUGACCAUUUACUUACAUGAUAUGAGCAAGUACUAGUUGAAUUGUA